AUCACAAACUUAAUUCCAUGUCAUAUCAUCAAUUUCCAAACCAGUCUUCAUCUCCUUACUCAUUGUUCCCCAUGUCGAUUUCUGGCAUUCAAGGCCAGCUUCUUGAGGUCACUGUCGUUGGGUGUAAUAAGUUGAAAGAUACAGAAUGGAUUUCGAGGCAAGAUCCCUACGUUUGUGUUGAAUAUGCUAACUCCAAGUUCCGAACAAGAACACAUACUGAGUCGAACUGGGCUGAAGCUCAUGUUGAUAUGGAUGGUGUAGAUGGAGGUAAAAACCCCACAUUCCAAGAGAAGUUCGUGAUUCCUUUGAUUGAAGGGCUUAGGGUGAUCAAUGUUUAUGUCUGGAACAGCAACAGUAUCACAUAUGAUGACUUUAUUGGCGAGGGAAAGAUUCAACUUCAGAAGGUUCUGGAUCAGGGUUAUGAUGAUGCUACUUGGCCGCUUCAGACUAAAACUGGCAGAUAUGCAGGAGAAGUGCGUCUUAUAAUGCAUUACACAAAGCCUAAUGCAAGUGCAAAGCCUAAUAAACCAGCAGCAGGCUAUGCCCCAUCUGCACCUCCAUAUGGAGCACCACCUCCAGCAUCUGCAUAUGCACCACCUCAAAUGUAUGCACCACCUCCACCAGCAGCCUGCCCAGCUCCAUCUCCGUACCCUUCAUAUUCAUCUAAUCCUUCAUAUCCGCCCAAUCCAGCACCAGCGGGAUAUCCACCCAAUCCAGCACCAGGGGGAUAUCCACCCAAUCCAGCACCAGGGGGAUAUCCACCCAAUCCAGCACCAGGUGGAUAUCCGCCAUCCCCGUACAGUGCCCCUCCACCAGCUGCAUAUCCCCCUGCACCAUACCCCCCAUCUUCAACAUAUCCUCCCCCUCCAUCAUCAACAUAUCCACCACCUCCACAAGGCUCAUCCUUUUACCCUCCACCUCAAGGUCCAUAUGGAAUUUAUCCUCCGCCACCGUACUGAAAUACAGCUCCCAGAAAAAGAAGCAACUGUGAAGAUGUAGUGAUAACUAGCUAAUCAUGUAUAGCCUCUGUUGAGUGGUGGUGGUUGUUUAGGCCAUGGAAUUCUACAUUUCUUGCACAUAUGCACGCUUUCUUCUUCCAAGAGAUUGUUUCAUCUAUAAACAGGUUUUAGAUGGAUGAAUCUGUUUUAGUUUCUCUCUGCCUUUCUACUUCUAAUGUGAUUUUAAGUUUAUAGUGUUGAGGCACUGGAAAUUGCACCAGACGGAUCUAGUCAAGGCUUGUAGGCUGCACAUGUAAAACUUGUUUUCUAACAAGAUUGUGCUUAAAGUUUUCUAUGUAUGUAAUCAAAAGUUUGAAUUAUCAAAGCUGUGGAUUUGUUUGUCUUCAAAUCUGAAUCCUA
Molecule: messenger RNA, 1358 nt
Organism: Argentina anserina (silverweed cinquefoil)
Lineage: Eukaryota; Viridiplantae; Streptophyta; Magnoliopsida; Rosales; Rosaceae
Product: extensin
Exons: 7
Coding region: 18-959 (313 amino acids)
Source: RefSeq, a predicted model, not a curated record